UUGCGAAACCGGCCGGAGGCGGAGGGAGGCGAAGCGAGCGCGGGCGGAUCCCCCUGGGGCAGGCGAGGGCGGUGGCCGCCAGGAGGAGCCCGGGAAGGGGCAGGGAAGGGACAGCACGCAACUGACGUUUCCUAGACUUUUCCAGCUUCUUGCAAAUACAAACUGUUACUCAGAGAUUGAUGAAGAGAUGGAAAACCUUGCUCUUUUCCAGCCACAGUCCACAGACUUCUGAUGUUUAUUGAUUUUACCAAGGGGAAAAAAGAAGAUAAUAAUGACAGUGAUCUAGCAUUAGUGGUUUGUGGUAAGCAGAGAAGUGAUGGCUGCUUUUAAGUUGGAUUUCCUCCCAGAAAUGAUGGUGGAUCAUUGCUCCUUGAAUGCCAGCCCGAUCUCAAAGAAAAUGAAUGGCACAUUGGAUCAUCCUGACCAACCAGACCUAGAUGCUAUCAAGAUGUUUGUGGGCCAAGUCCCACGGAGUUGGUCUGAAAAAGACUUGCGAGAUCUAUUUGAACAGUAUGGUGCUGUCUAUGAAAUUAAUGUCCUGCGAGACAGAAGCCAAAACCCUCCUCAGAGCAAAGGGUGCUGUUUUGUUACAUUUUAUACCCGUAAAGCUGCACUAGAAGCACAGAAUGCUCUUCAUAACAUGAAGAUCCUCCCAGGGAUGCACCAUCCCAUUCAAAUGAAGCCAGCUGACAGUGAAAAGAAUAAUGCAGUGGAAGAUAGAAAAUUAUUCAUUGGGAUGAUCUCAAAGAAGUGCAAUGAAAAUGAUAUCAGAGUGAUGUUUUCCUCUUUUGGUCAAAUUGAAGAAUGCAGAAUUCUACGUGGUCCUGAUGGUUUAAGCCGAGGUUGUGCUUUUGUGACUUUUACCACAAGAGCAAUGGCACAAACAGCAAUCAAAGCAAUGCAUCAAGCACAGACCAUGGAGGGAUGCUCUUCUCCCAUCGUAGUGAAAUUUGCAGAUACUCAGAAAGAUAAAGAACAGAAACGAAUCGCACAACAACUCCAGCAACAGAUGCAACAGAUUAGUGCUGCCUCUGUUUGGGGAAACUUGGCUGGACUGAACACACUUGGACCCCAGUACUUGGCACUUUAUUUACAGCUCCUUCAGCAGACAGCAGCUGCUUCCUCUGGGAAUUUGAACACACUGGGCAACCUUCACCCAAUGGGAGGGUUGAAUGCAAUGCAACUGCAGAAUCUAGCUGCAUUAGCAGCUGCAGCUAGCGCAGCUCAGAAUACCCCAAGUGGAACAACUGCACUCAACUCUUCCAAUAGUCCAUUAAGUGUGCUCACUAGUUCAGCAGGUUCGUCACCCAGUUCCAAUAGCAGUUCUUCAGUAAACCCAAUGGCUUCUCUUGGAGCGCUGCAAACACUGGCAGGGGCUACUGCUGGCCUGAAUGUUGGCUCUUUAGCAGGAAUGGCAGCCUUAAAUGGAGGGCUUGGUAGCGGUGGCCUUUCAAAUGGCACAGGGAGCACAAUGGAGGCCCUAACUCAGGCAUACUCUGGGAUUCAGCAAUAUGCUGCUGCCGCAUUGCCCACACUUUAUAACCAGAGUCUUUUAACACAGCAGAGUAUUGGUGCAGCAGGAAGUCAGAAAGAAGGUCCAGAAGGAGCCAAUCUGUUCAUCUACCAUCUUCCCCAGGAGUUUGGGGACCAAGACCUACUACAGAUGUUCAUGCCUUUUGGGAAUGUUGUCUCUGCCAAGGUUUUCAUUGACAAGCAGACCAAUCUGAGCAAAUGUUUUGGUUUUGUAAGUUAUGACAAUCCCGUCUCUGCACAAGCUGCCAUCCAGUCAAUGAAUGGAUUUCAAAUUGGCAUGAAGCGACUGAAAGUACAGCUCAAGCGCUCUAAGAAUGACAGCAAGCCAUAUUGAGUGCCCCUCCCCCUGGAACUGGAGUGAGAAGGAUCUUCUGAUUCCUGCCGUUUGUUCAUCGUUGUGCCUAAAGCAUGUCGAUGUGGCGUUCAAGUACAUCGUCCAAAUCCUUGUCUCUUCAGCUUCUCUGAUGCUUGAACUCUCACCCUUUGACCUUGUGUUGACUUUUGAUGCUGAUGUGUAUUUUUAUUAUGUUUGUUUCUUCUUUUUUUUUCCCUUCUUUUUUUUUGUGCUGCCAAAUUGGUUUUGCUAGAAAGACUGCUGAUGGGGAAUAUUUAAACUUGCAUUUGAAUAUAAAAGAAUUCUAUUUUUCUAGAACUUCAUAAGAUAACCACUUGAUUUUGUGAUUCUGAUUCUUUGUAAUUGUCUUCAGAGCAGCCUUGCUAGCAUACCUCGUGGAGUAUUUGUAUUUCUGUGAACAUACAGCCAAUCACUUUCUAGGCUUAGUUUUUUCUGUGUGCUUAGUUUCAACAAAAAUCUUUGAAGGAAAAAGUAAAAGGAUGCAACUCAAAACUUUCAGGAGGCUUCUGGUCACAUUUUGCUGAACCUACUUGGCCAUGCUUGAGAAGAUAACAUGUGUUCUAUGACUUGAGUAGCUUCAGCAGAAAACACUUGAACUAUAGUUUUUCCUGAUUGUAGCUGCAUUUUUGCCCUGGCACUUAACUGCUUUUUCCUUCCUGUGUGAUUAUCAGCCUUUGUCUGCAGUGAGAAUUUAAUCAAAGUUGGUGUUGUAUUUUGUUAAUCCUUUGCAUGCUUAGUUUUUUGUAACUACAAUCUCCUCAGCAAAAUGUGAGUUUUUGUUUUUGUUUUGUUUUUCUUUUAAAAUUUCAAAUAAUGCCCCUGUAAACGUUUUGCAUGUUUCCUGCUGUGUUCUUCACAAUCCUGUGUGUAUAUAUAUAUAUAUAUAUACAUACACACACACCCUUCACCUCUGUUUUCUAUAGUUGGUGCAAAAACUGAGCAAUUUAUUAGGUUUCAAAGCUGUCCUUUUUUGGAUGCCAGACUUGUGAUCAUAUGUCAUGUAAGGACAUCUCCUGUGCAUUUAGACUGCUUUACACAGUAUCUGCACCUUGCUCUAUUAUCACAGCUAUGGAAAGGUCUCAGGGGCUUGAUUGCACUGUUCAGAUGGUCAUGGUGGCAGCGGCAGGGAUAUAAGUUUAACAGAAAGAUGUGGGAUGUUUGCAUAAUACUGCUUCUGAAAUCCAUUGGAGCUCAGGCUCUUUUGGGGUAGCCUUAAUUUGUACCUCUUGUUUAAUAUGCGACUUGCUUUGUGAAAAUUUUAACACCAAUAACUCAGUGAAUGGAAGCUUGAUUGCUCUCCAGUUCUUACACUUGAAAUAGCAUGUCGUAUAUAUCCCAUAGAAGGAAUCUGUAAGCCUAGGCACAAAACUGCUGGCUCUUUCUCCAAGUGACAAGCACAAUAAAACAGCACAUUGGCUGUUACCUGAACAGGGUACCAACCCCGGCUCCUAUUCUCAGGGGCCUUAGCUGGGGGAAUCUCCUCUGUGGAGAAUUUUUUUUUAAGUUUUGUUCUUCAAUUGGGUUAGGAGACGUGCAGUUUUCUUUCUUUUUUCUUUUCCCUUUUUUUUUCUGGCCUAAUGAAGAAAUAGGACAGAUUAUCCUUCUCUGGGAAACAUGCUUCAGCUUUGCUGCGCAUAUGAUCUGCUUUAGAAGCUGAGAUAUAGUCCGGGGGCUUCACAGCACCUGCAAAAAAUCCUGUGGUAAGGACUAAGCACAAGGGGCAACGGGGUAGAGGAGAAGCUAUGAAGGAAUUUUAACAGGAGGAAGGAAUGUGAAACAAAACAUUUGGAGAGUAGAAACAUGUAAGAUACCUAUCUAGGCUUUAGGAAGCUUUCACUCUAUUGUUGGCAAAAACCAGCUGCCAACUCUCUUGCUGGAUGGGUAAUCUCUCUCCGUAUUUGUUUUUCUCUCAACCUUGUGAUCAGCAUCGCUAAGGAUGAGAGUGACUUGAAAGGGGAUAUAUCAUUGCAUUAUUUGGGGUACAGCUGUGAGAUGAUUGACCUUAGGCUCACAGUCACAAUGCACAGGGGUGUCUGAUGGCAGGGAAGUCAAGGCCUUGCAGUGUAUUAAUUAAUUUUGCCAAUACAUUUAUUUAUAAUGCGCAUACAGUUUCAUGAGAAACUCUGGAGAAUCCUGUGGUAAAAAAAAAAAAUCUCUGGAGAAAACCAAAAUGCCAAACAUUAGAUGUUCCUUUCCUUUCUUUCCUUUGAUUGUUUUAAUAAUUCUGUGGUGGUUUUAAUGGAUUUGAGACAGUAAAGCAGCAGCUGCCUUUUAUUUCUAGCUGCUUUUUGUGAAUAAUUAAAAAAAAGAAAAUUUACAUUUUGGAAAAAAAAAACCUGUGGGCUUUUUUAUUGGUACAAACAUUGUAUUUAACACUAGGGGUUUUGUACAGUUUUUUGCCUUUUCUACUAGAAAACAAUGUAAAGUGAUUCACAAAUGUGACAAGAAAACAAAUUGCCACUAUGACCAAAUGUAGAAUCUGUUCUGCAGUUUAACAGGAUUUAAUCAACUCAAAGUCGUGAUUCUGUUGUAGCAAUGCUUUUCUUUACCCUGUUUGAACUGUUCCUUUUUCUUGUUUGAUUUGCAAAACAAAAUGUCUUUUUAGUGUGAAAUUGUGUUGUACUCUGUAGAAAAUUAUGGAUUUUACUUUAGUGGUUAAAAAAGAAGCACAUGUUGCUUUUCUGAUCACGGAGUUUGUGUAGUGGAUUUAAAAAUGAAAGUUUUGUUACAAGUUUGGAACGAGCGAGUAUGUAUUAAGGAAUUUUCUUCCUUUUGUGUGUGGUUUCUUUUUGUCCCACUGGGGAACUUAAAGCUGUUUUAAUUGCACAGACACACAGACAAGAAGUCAUUUUGUAUAUGCCAAGUGUGGUAUCUCCCUUUGUUUAUUUGCUAUUAAACUGUUUGAGAAGAAA
Pseudonaja textilis is the source of this 4800-nucleotide messenger RNA. The record is from RefSeq and is a predicted model, not a curated record. NCBI's taxonomy places the organism in Eukaryota, Metazoa, Chordata, Lepidosauria, Squamata, Elapidae.